Molecule: messenger RNA, 2408 nt
Organism: Liolophura sinensis
Lineage: Eukaryota; Metazoa; Mollusca; Polyplacophora; Chitonida; Chitonidae
Product: BUD13 homolog
Biological process (GO): mRNA splicing, via spliceosome
Cellular component (GO): RES complex; U2-type spliceosomal complex
Molecular function (GO): RNA binding
Source: RefSeq, a predicted model, not a curated record
UUCAAAAUGUGUCCAUAUUGAGAGGAUUUCUUAUUCAAGGCAAUAGCUGUUCCCGAACAAGAUCGUCAUGGCGGCGUUGAGCAAGGCAGACUACUUAAAGCGGUAUAUAUCUGGCGAUCCUGCUCUUGAGGACAAAAAGAAAAAGAAAAAGAAGAAGCUGAAAAAGAUUUUGAAGACACACUCUAGAGUGAAAAUAGUGGAUGAUGAUGUUGACUUAAAGAGUCUGUUACCUGGCAACCUUGAGAAUACUUUAGAGGAAGAUGUUGGAGACAAUGAGCCAACCAUAGCAGAGAUUGUGGACGAGAGACCGGAGGAAGUUCAGCGGCUGGAAAAGUAUCGCCAGGAUGACAGUGAGCAUGAAAAUACUGAAAAUGAUGAUGAUCAUAUACAUCAUGAAUGUAGACAUGAUUCUGAUUCUGACCAAUCACCAGUAAGGAAAGGAAGACAUGAUUCCGAUUCUGACCAAUCACCAAUGAGGAAAGGAAGACAUGAUUCUGAUUCUGACCAAUCACCAGUGAGGAAAGGAAGACAUGAUUCUGAUUCUGACCUAUCACCAGUGAGAAAAAGCAAACACGACUCAGACUAUGACCAAUCACCUGCAAGGCAGCAUCAUUCAAAUAAAACUAAUAAACUGUUAAGUCAAAGUAAAAAUGGACGUAGAUUAUCACCAGCUCACAGUGCUUCCAAAUCAAAGUCAGAAAUACCUGCCCAAUCGCCUCCCAGAAGAAAAAGUAUGGAUUCAGAUUCUGACCAGUCACCACCAAGGAGGCAAAGGAAGGGUUCAGACUCUGACCAAUCACCUCCAAGGAGGAACAGGAAGGAUUCAGACUCUGACCAGUCACCUCCAAGGAGGAAAAGAAAGGACUCAGACUCUGACCAGUCACCUCCAAGGAGGAAAAGAAAGGAUUCAGACUCUGACCAAUCACAUCCAAGGAGGAAAAGAAAGGACUCAGACUCUGACCAAUCACCUCCAAGGAGGAAAAGAAAAGGUUCAGAUUUGGAGCAAUCACCACAAAGAAAACAGAAAGCUAAAGACAGCUUAGUCAAACCUCAAAAAACACUGUCAGGUGCCAAAGCUGGACUUUCGUCAGCAAAAGAUGUUCGUAAAGAGACUGAACUCUUGAGAAAACGCCAUGAUGCAGCAUUUAACAAGAUCGAUGAGGAAUUAUUGGGCAAGAACGCACGCACUGUGUUCAGGGAUCGGAAAACGGGCAAACGGCGAAACCUGAAAGAAGAACAAGACAAGCAGGACGAGGAAAACGCAAAGAAACUGGAAGAAGACAAAAAAUAUGAGUUGUGGGGUAAAGGUUUAAAGCAGGUGUCAGAGCAGGACCAAGCUGUUAGCGAUGCUAUCCACGAGAUGUCUAAGCCGUUAGCGCGAGCGCGUGAUGACAAGGACCUGGAUGACAUGCUGCGUAAGAUGGACAGAGAGGGAGAUCCUAUGGCUGCCUUUCUCACCAAGAAAGCCACCAGCAAGAAAACCAAAGAAAAGCCACAAUUUAAGGGCCCUUACCCCCCAAACAGGUUUGGUAUUCGCCCUGGUUACAGAUGGGACGGUGUGGAUAGGUCAAACGGAUUUGAGAAACAGUAUUUUGCCAAAAUGGCCGACAGGAAAGCUACCAAUGACAUGGCCUAUAAAUGGAGCAUAGAGGAUAUGUGAAAAACAGAAUUGUGUGUAUCCAUGAAAUCUCCAUGUUUGGUACAGCAAGAGUGAGGAAUAGUGUUUUUUUGUUUUUUUUCUGAGUUGAGGAAAAUUCAUCUGAAGAGAUUGCAAACCAGGAAACCUUUUAAAGUGAAGUGCUUGAUGGUGCGUGGAACUUAUGCAUAAUACCACUGACACACCAGUACAUAUGUAUCGACGUUCAAUGAUGGAGUGUGGAGCUUGUCCAUAAUACCACCCGCCAGUACAUGUGUAUCGGCGUUCACUGAUGGAGCGUGGAGCUUGUCCAUAAUACCACCCGCCAGUACAUGUGUAUCGGCGUUCACUGAUGGAGCGUGGAGCUUGUCCAUAAUACCACUGACCCACCAGUACAUGUGUAUCGGCGUUCAUUGAUGAAGCGUGGAGCUUGUCCAUAAUACCACCCGCCAGUACAUGUGUAUUGGCGUUCAUUGAUGAAGCGUGGAGCUUGUCCAUAAUACCACUGACCUGCCAGUACAUGUGUAUCGGCGUUCAUUGAUGGAGCGUGGAGCUUGUCCAUAAUACCACUGACACACCAGUACAUAUGUAUCGGCGUUCAUUGAUGGAGCAUGGAGCUUGUCCAUAAUACCACUGACACACCAGUACAUGUGUAUCGGAGUUCAUUGAUGGAGUGUGGAGCUUGUCCAUAAUACCACUGACCCGCCAGUACAUGUGUAUCGGCGUUCAUUGAUGGAGCGUGGAGCUUGUCCAUAAUACCACUGACCCGCCA